Molecule: messenger RNA, 2517 nt
Organism: Paramecium sonneborni
Lineage: Eukaryota; Ciliophora; Oligohymenophorea; Peniculida; Parameciidae
Source: the annotation of a GenBank genome assembly
AUGAAAGGACGUAAGAGUUCUGCAUCUAAAUUUGAUAGAAAAGAGUUUGAUUAAAGAACAUUAAGUGCUGCAGUGAAUUUAAUAGUUUAUGGAUGUCAUGUUCAAAAAUAUAAUAAAUCAAAUAGAAAACCAAUAUCUAGAUUAUAUUAUUUAUAUGAAGAAGACAUGGAUUAUUUAUAGUAUCUCCAUGCAGGAAGACCAUUUGCAUAAUGUAGAAUUCCAUUAUUAGAUAUCAUUGAAAUAAGAGAAACUCCAACGACAGAGUCAUUUUAAAAUCUACCUUAUUAAAGAACUCUCUAAAUAACAUUUGCUAUUAAAAAGCACACUAUUUUGUUUAAUACAAAAGAUGAAAGGGAUUUAUUUUGGCAAGGUUUGUAGUAUUUUAUUGAUGUGGCAGAACAUAAUUUGAUAAGAGAUAUAAAAAGCACUAACGAUAAUCCAAUUAUUGAAUAAAUUACCUUAAAGUAAAUAAAAGGUAUGCUUCCAUAAUUAUCAAUUACAAAAUAAGAAGUAAGUAUAUCUAAAACUAUUCACAGCUUAAAAGCCUUUUUAAUCAAUACGAUUUGGAAAGAAGAGGAUACAUUUCGAGUUCUAAUUAUUAGGAUUUACUUAAGAGAUUGAUGAACCAAGAUUUUGUUAGAUUUCUAUUCGAUAGAUAUGCAGUAUAAUAAAUGAACAAAUCAGAAUUUAUAAAAUUCUUAACAAAUGAAUAAUCUCCUUAUUAAAAAUAAUGUGAAGAUGCAUUUAGAUUAUUUGCUAAAUAAGAUGGAAAUAACUUUUCAUUAUCCUUUUUAGAAUUCUUAAAUUAUCUAUUAAGUACUUACAAUUAAUUGUUUGAUUAUCAAAAAACAUAAAUUUAUUAAUCAGAAGAUUAUCCUUUGACUGAUUAUUGGAUAAACUCUUCUCAUAAUACUUACUUAAUGGGAGACUAAUUGACUAGUGAAAGUUCGAUAUAAGCAUAUAUAAAUGCUUUUUAGAAAGGUUGUCGAUGUGUAGAAUUAGAUUGUUGGGAUGGAGAUAAUAAUUAACCUAUAAUUUAUCAUGGGUUUACAAUGACAUCUAAAAUAUCAUUUGAAUCAGUUAUCUAAACUAUAAAAGAGUAUGGUUUUAAAUAUUCUAAAUAUCCUUUAAUUCUCUCACUUGAAGUUCAUUGUUGUGUUAAAUAAUAGGAUGUAAUGGCAGAUAUUUUAAAGACUUAUCUAAAUGAUAAUCUCUUACUAUUACCAGAUGAUUAUAAAUCUUCUGAAUACUAUCCAAAACUAAAUUAACUUUAUUAUAAGGUUAUUAUAAAACACAGAGGUAAAAUGAACUCUAGUCUAUAAUAUCGAGAAAGAUUUACAUCUAUUUCUCCAAUUAAUAUUAUUUCACCUGCUUUUGACGAAUCUGAAAGUCCAGAUGUUAUUAAAAGACCUAGUUUAUCUAUUUAAAAUGAUUAGUAAUUAAAUACACCUACUACACUUAUACCAAGAUCGCAAAAAUCAUUUAAGAGACAAGAUCAUGGAUUGCCAUUAAAUUAAUAUAAAAAUACGAUAAAUCUUUAUUAAAUAGAAGAGGAGAUAUAACCUAAUAAAAUAAUACAUAAAACAAAAACAGAGACAACAUUAAGACCUAAAUAUAAGAUUUCAAAUAUUGAAACUCAAUUUAAAUUUGAUGCACCUAAUCCGAGAUGUUAGAUGGUUUAAACACCACUAAAAGUUGAUUCUGAUGAAGAUAUAUCUAUUGAUAAAGCUAAAAAAGAGAAAGCGGAAAGUCUUAAGAUGAGUUCAAUAACAGCUUUAUUUGGAGCAGCAAUUAAGUAAUAAAUAAGAACUGUAUGGGAGAUCUCUUCUUUAGAUGAAAGUAAAGUCAAUGAAAAUCUACUUGAAUUUCAUAGAAAAUACUUUACUCGAAUAUAUCCUUCUGGUUCAAGAGUAGAUUCUAGUAAUUAUGAUCCAAUACCAGCUUUUAAUAGUGGAUCACAAAUAGUGGCACUCAAUUUUCAAACUAAUGAUAUGCCUAUGUUAUUAAAUAUGUGUAAAUUUAUGGAAAAUGGAGGAAUUGAAUCUGGAUAUGUUUUAAAACCAUAAUGGAUGAGAUCUGAAGGUAAAAAAAAAAUAAAUGAAUUUACAACAAUUCAAUUAUCAUUCACACUUAGUUUAUUAGUUGGAUAUAAUCUUGGAUAAUUAAAUGUAUUUGUAUAGUCUCUAUUUUAAGAAUUAAAAUGCAAAAGUCAACCCUUAAAUAAAAAUAUCAAUACGAGGUCUUUAGUAGGAUGAAUAGAAUAAUAAACUUCAAAUUGCAAACAUCUCCUAAAAUGGAUUAAAUCCUUAAUUUAAUUUUAUCUAUAAAUACAAUAUAAAAUGCCCAGACUUGGCAUUUUUAGUAUUUGAGGUACUCGAUGCUAGUAAAACCUUCUUAGGAUGGAGUGCCAUACCUCUCUCAUGUAUUUCUUAUGGUUAUAGGGCUGUUCAAUUACUAAGUUAAUACAUGAAACCUUUACCUAAGAGUUGUCUACUUGUUCAUGUUUAAAAACACUGA